AUGGCUCAACAGAACCAAGACGUUACGUCAUCACCAACGACAUUCAUGACAGCAGAAGCAGCAGCCUCCUCCUCCUCUACUUCAUCGGAUCCAGAUCAUUGGAAGGCCUCCCUCACAAAGCCAAUGAAAGAUACACGUGUCCAGACCGAAGAUGUGACAAAUGUCAAGGGCAAUGAGUUUGAAGAUUAUUUUCUAAAACGUGAAUUAUUAAUGGGAAUAUUUGAAAAAGGAUUUGAACAUCCAUCUCCAAUUCAAGAAGAAGCUGUGCCAAUUAUUCUUGCAGGACGUAAUGUCAUGGCAAGAGCAAAGAAUGGGACGGGAAAAACAGCUGCAUUUAUUAUUCCGUGUCUUGAAAAGACUGAUACCAGUCAAAACCAUAUUCAAGUGCUUAUUUUAGUUCCAACACGUGAAUUAGCACUUCAAACAUCCGCAAUUGUGAAAGAAAUUGGGAAACAUAUGGGGAUUGAGUGUAUGGUAUCAACGGGUGGAACAAGUCUCAAGGACGAUAUUAUGCGUCUUUAUCAGACAGUGCAUAUACUAGUGGGUACUCCUGGUCGUGUAAUGGAUUUAGCAAAUAAAGGUGUGGCAGAUUUGAGUCAAUGCUCGACGGUCAUUAUGGAUGAAGCAGAUAAAUUACUAUCUCCUGAAUUUCAACCACUGCUAGAGCAAUUACUGAAUCAUACGGCAAAACAACGUCAGAUUUGUCUCUUUUCAGCUACAUUUCCUGUCACAGUCAAGGCAUUUAAAGAUCGAUUUGUUGAGAAUCCAUAUGAGAUUAAUCUCAUGGAUGAGUUGACAUUGAAAGGUGUUUCACAGUUUUACGCAUUUGUGGAAGAGAGGCAGAAAGUGCAUUGCCUUAAUACACUAUUCUCCAAGCUUGAUAUCAAUCAGUCGAUUAUUUUCUGCAACUCGGUAAAUCGCGUCGAACUGUUGGCAAAAAAGGUAACUGAACUUGGUUACUCGUGCUUUUAUAUCCAUGCCAAGAUGAAUCAAGCCCACCGUAACCGCGUGUUCCACGAGUUUCGUAACGGUGCAACACGGCACUUGGUCUGCUCGGACUUGUUUACACGCGGUAUUGAUAUUCAGACGGUAAACGUUGUCAUCAAUUUUGAUUUUCCAAAGAACUCUGAGACGUAUCUGCACCGCAUCGGUCGUUCUGGUCGGUACGGCCACCUCGGUCUGGCCAUCAAUAUGAUCACAUACGAAGACCGAUUCAACCUGUACCGAAUCGAGCAAGAGCUCGGCACAGAGAUUCGACCCAUUCCGCCGGUCAUUGAUCGCAACUUGUACUGCAAGUAA
Messenger RNA from Peronospora belbahrii, 1299 nucleotides. Lineage: Eukaryota; Oomycota; Peronosporomycetes; Peronosporales; Peronosporaceae. The record is from the annotation of a GenBank genome assembly.